AAAUAAAAAUAAAUUAAUUACAGAGGUCGGAUAAAUCAUUAGCCUUGAACUUACACGGCCGUUUUUGGAGUAAGCAAGCACUGAACUGCUUUCAUGGCGGCCAUGUUCUGUAAUGAAACGGUUCUUGAUGAGCUGAGACAUGGAUUCGCCCAGUUUGAGCUUGUUACUUCUCCAGUUGCUUCAGUUUCUGCUUCCAGUUAUAGACCUUAUCAAAGAGGAAACCCAUUUUCCGUUUCUUCUGCCGCCACUGGUCAUCAGUUUUUUGCCAGAAUAGGACCUUCACUAGGUGGAGCUUCGCCAGCCUUAAAGAAAGUAGAACGUUAUUCAGUGCAGAAAAUAACAGGUGAUGGGCGCUGCAUGUUUCGUGCUCUGGUAAAAGGGAUGGCUGUCAACAAAGGCGUGAAACUUCACCCUCGAGAUGAAAGAGAUGAUGCAGAUGAAUUAAGGAUGGCUGUAAAGGAGGCUAUUUGUGAUGAUGAGAAAGAACGUCUUAAAUAUGAAGAGGCCUUGGUUGCCAUUACAGUUGAGGAGUCUUUGAGACGAUAUUGCCAACGUAUCGGACGGUCUGAUUUCUGGGGAGGAGAGUCAGAGCUAUUGGUAUUAUCGAAGUUGUGUUGCCAGCCAAUUAUGGUAUACAUACCAGAACAGGAGCAUGGAGGAAGGGGCUCUGGUUUCAUUCCAAUUGCAGAAUAUGGAGCUGAGUUCCGUAAAGGUUCGAAAAACAGAAAGGCCAGGAAGGUUGUGAGGCUCCUUUAUAGUGGGAGGAAUCAUUAUGACCUACUUUUAUAGCAACUUUCGUCACAUUCAACAGAAUUUUGGCCCUGUAAUCUUUUCAAAAUUUUGUAGCAAGUGUGGUGGACACAAUAUUGUUAAUCUGAUAUACUUCCUUGGGUUCAAAAUUAGUAGUAAAUUUUUAAAAGAAAACUGAUAUUUAGAUUUCUCAUGUAGGAGAUACAAUUUAUGUUCUCAAGUGUUAAUUUUGUGCAUUUCUUUUUCAAUUCUAAGUGUGUAAUUUUUCCAAAGAAGUCAAUUAUGUUCGACAAUGUAGUCUUAAAGGGUUUGAGAUUUUUAUUUAAUUUUUAUUUAGGGGGAUUGUGAGACACAAGUGUUACGUUA
Solanum pennellii is the source of this 1116-nucleotide messenger RNA. RefSeq names its product OTU domain-containing protein At3g57810. Gene Ontology annotation, molecular function: cysteine-type deubiquitinase activity. Bases 94 to 789 code for a protein of 231 amino acids. The record is from RefSeq and is a predicted model, not a curated record. Gene Ontology annotation, cellular component: cytosol; nucleus. Gene Ontology annotation, biological process: protein deubiquitination; endoplasmic reticulum unfolded protein response. Lineage: Eukaryota; Viridiplantae; Streptophyta; Magnoliopsida; Solanales; Solanaceae. The transcript is spliced from 8 exons.